CUUACCCCUCCCCUCAGCUCAUACCACCCCAGAGCUCCUAAUAUAGACCCGACCGCUUUGUAGAAAGGGCUAACAAACCGACUGUCUGCUGCGCGGAAACCAACUUUUUCAUGGACACACGACAGAAUAAUGGAGUCUCGAUCGCAGGUGUCAUUCCUGGACAAGAAGCAGGAACUGCAGAAACAAGAGGCUGAUGCCACCGUCUACAUGAACUUCAUGAAAAGCCACCGCUGCUACGAUGCCAUUCCAACCAGCUGUAAACUGGUCAUAUUUGAUACCACACUGCAAGUGAAAAAGGCCUUUUUUGCACUGGUGGCAAAUGGCUUGAGGGCUGCACCUCUGUGGGACAGCAAGCUGCAGAGAUUUGUGGGUAUGCUGACUAUCACAGAUUUCAUCAACAUCCUCCAUUGCUAUUACAAGUCCCCUAUGGUUCAGAUGUACGAGCUGGAGAGCCACAAGAUCGAAACGUGGAGAGGUGAUUCAGUUAAAAACGUCUACUUACAGUAUUCCAAUCACUUCCUCAUCAGCAUUUCUCCAGAGGCCAGCCUCUUUGAUGCCAUCUAUUCCUUACUGCGAUAUAAAAUCCACAGGCUGCCUGUCAUCGACCCCGAGUCUGGAAACGUCCUGCACAUUCUGACGCACAAAAGAAUCCUCAAGUUCCUCCAUAUAUUUGGGAAAAAAGUUCCCAAGCCUGCGUUCCUCCAGAAGCAGAUCCAGGAGUUGAGGAUAGGAACGUUCAGGAACAUCGCCACUGUGCAGCAAACAGCAUCGCUUUAUGAUGCCCUCUCCAUAUUUGUGGAGAGGCGGGUGUCUGCGCUGCCGGUGGUGGACGAACAAGGCAAAGUGGUGGCCCUCUACUCGAGGUUUGACGUCAUUAAUCUAGCAGCCCAGAAGACCUACAACAAUCUGGACAUGAGCAUGCAGGAGGCCGUCCGCAGGCGCACGUGUUACGUGGAGGGAGUCAUCAAGUGUUAUCCUGAUGAAACUUUGGAGACCAUCAUAUGUCGUAUAGUCACAGCCGAGGUCCAUCGGCUGGUCCUGGUGGACAGAUCUGAUGUGGUGAAGGGCAUCAUUUCUCUGUCUGACCUGCUGCAGGCCAUGGUCUUAACCCCUGCAGGUAUUGACGCCUUAUUAUCCUAGCAGCAGGGGGCAGAGCGUCCCCUCCUUUGUCUUCUGUGUAGUCCUGGCAGUGUUUCCAGCCUGGGAGGCUCUGGAGCCUCGUUCCUACUCCAGCCAAGCCCCAUGACCUGCAUCCUCCCUGUUCCCACAGGCUUGUUGUUGAAAACCGCCUCCUUGCUUUCAAUCUUGCACUCAAAAACAUGCAGGUGUUCCCACAGAGCCGCUCUACGAGGCUUAGUUUCAUUUUCUAAACAGCUGCAGAAGAGAAUGACAGCAGAAUUCAUUUGUAUCUUUCAGAAAUUGACUAAAAUGAGAGAACAUAAGAGGAAGAGAAAUCCGCUGGCUCUGCUGCUGUUUACAUUAAAAUGUCUUCAAGUUCCGUUACUGGACAGUGAGCUGACCUUGAUGCCAUGAUGUGUCUAUAGGUCCACUACAUUGGCUGCAUUUGAUCAAAUUGAUCAAUGUGUAUUUAUUCAAUAUACUGUAUUUCUGUAAUAAAUUUGUAUCAAAUCUUGCCAA
Molecule: messenger RNA, 1638 nt
Organism: Amphiprion ocellaris (clown anemonefish)
Lineage: Eukaryota; Metazoa; Chordata; Actinopteri; Pomacentridae
Gene: prkag3a
Product: protein kinase, AMP-activated, gamma 3a non-catalytic subunit
Exons: 12
Coding region: 130-1140 (336 amino acids)
Source: RefSeq, a predicted model, not a curated record